CUCAACUUCAUUCCAUCCACAACACCCAUUCUCCUAAACAACCUUAAAGUCAUCGAUAUCCAAACACACACUCAUCAUGAACAAACUUCUUUCCUCUUUUCUUGCAUUAUGUUUUCUUAUUAUCUUCCAGGAAACCGGCCACACUAAAGUGGCUGGUCGGAAUCUGAAAGAUGAAAUACUGUUGCUCAAUCAACAGAUUGAGCAGCCGUAUCGAACUGGUUACCAUUUUCAACCUCCAAGCAAUUGGAUGAACGAUCCUAAUGGGCCUAUGUUAUACAAAGGAGUGUACCAUUUCUUCUACCAAUACAAUCCGUAUGCAGCUACAUUUGGUGACAUCAUCAUUUGGGCUCAUGCCGUAUCCUACGAUUUAGUCAACUGGAUCCAUCUCGACCCGGCAAUUUACCCGACCCAAGAAGCCGACAUCAAGAGUUGCUGGUCGGGAUCUGCCACCAUCUUACCAGGAAAUAUUCCGGCCAUGUUAUACACCGGCAGCGAUUCAAAGUCCCGUCAAGUCCAAGACCUCGCAUGGCCCAAAAACCUCUCCGAUCCUUUCCUCCGUGAAUGGGUGAAACACCCAAAAAACCCACUCAUAACCCCACCGGAGGGCGUCAAAGACGACUGUUUCCGUGACCCUAGCACCGCCUGGCUCGGCGACGACGGCGUAUGGCGGAUAGUCGUCGGUGGUGAUCGUGACAACAACGGUAUGGCGUUUCUGUACCAGAGUACUGAUUUUGUAAACUGGAAAAGAUACGAACAGCCUCUUUCCUCGGCGGUUGCCACCGGAACUUGGGAGUGCCCGGACUUUUAUCCGGUGCCUUUGAACAGCACUAAUGGGCUUGAUACAUCGGUGAAUACUGGUAGUUUCAAGCAUGUAAUGAAAGCAGGAUUUGAAGGACAUGAUUGGUAUACAAUUGGGACUUACAGUUCUGAUCAUGAGAACUUUUUACCACAAAAUGGGUUGAGUUUAACUGGAAGUACUUUGGAUCUGAGGUACGAUUAUGGCCAAUUUUAUGCUUCCAAGUCGUUCUUCGAUGAUGCCAAGAAGAGAAGGGUUUUAUGGGCUUGGGUUCCUGAAACUGAUUCUCAAGAAGAUGAUAUCGAAAAAGGAUGGGCUGGUCUUCAGUCAUUUCCAAGGGCGCUUUGGAUUGAUAGAAGUGGAAAGCAACUGAUUCAAUGGCCGGUGGAGGAGAUCGAAGCACUUCGUCAGAACGAAGUUAAACUUGAAGACACGAACCUUAAACCGGGUUCGGUUCUUGAAAUACAUGGCAUUACUGCUGCUCAGGCUGAUGUCACAAUUUCAUUUAAAUUGGAGAACUUGAAAGAGGCAGAGGUUUUGGAUACGAGUUCGGUCGAUCCACAAGCACUUUGUACCGAAAGAGGUGCCUCAAGCGAAGGUGCGUUUGGGCCUUUUGGCUUGUUGGCUAUGGCGUCUAAAGAUUUGGAAGAACAGAGUGCGAUCUUUUUUAGGGUUUUUCAAAACCAGAACGGACGAUACUCUGUGCUCAUGUGUAGCGAUCUUAGCAGGUCUACUGUUAGGAGUAACAUCGACACGACAAGUUAUGGUGCAUUUGUGGACAUAGAUCCUAGGUCCGAGGAGAUCUCUUUGAGAAACUUGAUAGAUCACUCAAUUAUUGAAAGCUUCGGAGCUGGUGGGAAGACAUGUAUCACUAGCCGGAUUUACCCAAAAUUUGUCAAAAAUGAAGAUGCCCACCUUUUCGCUUUUAAUAAUGGUACUCAAAGUGUCAAAAUAUCCCAAAUGAGUGCUUGGAGUAUGAAGAAUGCUGAAUUUGUUGUGGAUCAGACUGUAAAAAGCACAAUGUAAAAAAUACUGAAGGACACCGAAUAUAUUUAAAAGAGGUAGAUUAUUCUUGUUAAUUACUAAAUAAAGGAAGCAUUGGAGGCCGGAAGAGUAGGUUUGUUAGCUCUUUCGUAGAGGUCAUUCUUUCUUGCUUUAUUCCUUGUGUAAAUUUUUCGAGGUUGUACCAUUUUUUAGGCAUUUAUAAUUUAUUAAGAUGUAAGAGUUUGUGCAAAGCACAUGAUAUCAUUGUAACAAAUUAUUGUUUCAUUAAUACAAUUACAAUAUUUGAGUAA
This is a messenger RNA of Lactuca sativa (garden lettuce), 2091 nucleotides long. Lineage: Eukaryota; Viridiplantae; Streptophyta; Magnoliopsida; Asterales; Asteraceae. The record is from RefSeq and is a predicted model, not a curated record.